AUGAAUGAACUGGUUUGGGACAAGGAAUUAGAAAGAAAGGCGUCGAAGAUGACAUGUAAUCGAAUGGUGACUGGACCGGAUUACUCAGUCGUAGUUCUUCCUUCUGAACGAGCUAGUUCAGGACUGUCAUCAGAAUCUUGGGCGAAUCUCAAUGGUCCUACGCAAACAAAAAUUGGGUGUUUCGAUUUCCACCCACCUUGCGUUGAAACGAACGGAGCUGAUAAUGGGGGCGUUUGUCUCAUUGGGCCAAAAAAUAAAAUAAACAAGGAGGACAUCAUCUUUGGCAAACCGGGAUCCGCGUGUCCGGGGGAAACAAGGCAUGAUGGACUGUGUGUUACUCAGGUGGAACUUGUGGAACAUGAGGAAGAAGUGAAGAAACCCCCAAAGUCUGUAGAGGCGAAAAUGGACGGUGCCAACGAUACACCAUGGGAAUCGAACUCGUAUUUCGGGUCUUUAUACAUGGUCUUCUUUUGCGCAGCUAUCAUGGCUUAUUCUUCUUAA
Molecule: messenger RNA, 501 nt
Organism: Caenorhabditis remanei
Lineage: Eukaryota; Metazoa; Nematoda; Chromadorea; Rhabditida; Rhabditidae
Exons: 3
Coding region: 1-501 (166 amino acids)
Source: RefSeq, a predicted model, not a curated record